Messenger RNA from Toxotes jaculatrix (banded archerfish), 627 nucleotides. RefSeq names its product ribonuclease inhibitor-like. Gene Ontology annotation, molecular function: protein binding. NCBI's taxonomy places the organism in Eukaryota, Metazoa, Chordata, Actinopteri, Toxotidae. The record is from RefSeq and is a predicted model, not a curated record. The transcript is spliced from 3 exons. The annotation marks the transcript as partial.
CUCUCAGAGAGAAGCUGUGAAGCUCUGUACUCAGUUCUCAGCUCCCAGUCCUCUAGUCUGAGACACCUGGACCUGAGUAACAAUGACCUGCAGGAUUCAGGGGUGAAGCUUCUGUCUGCUGGACUGAAGAGUCCACACUGUACCCUGGAGACUCUCAGGCUGUCAGGAUGUCUGAUCACAGAGGAAGGCUGUGCUUUUCUGGCCUCAGCUCUGAGCUCCAACCCCUCCCAUCUGAGAGAGCUGGACCUGAGCUACAAUCAUCCAGGAGACUCAGGAGUGAAGCUGCUGUCUGCUGGACUGAAGGAUCCACACUGGAAACUGGACACCCUCAGGUGCUGUUUGAAACAUCCAUCUAUAAUGGAGCUCUGCAGAUCUGCUGGCAGAUACAGAGCUGCAAGACUCAGAUAAGAACUUCUAUUCUCCCAAGCCCACACUAAUACAAAAUACCUGCUAAAUUAUUUGAAGAAUUAUCUUGACAGGCUCAGAGAUGAUGUAUCUCCUUCAUGUUUUUUUUAGAUGGCAGUGGUGAUGCAGCUGCUAAACCUUCAGCAGAAGAACCAGAUCCCGGCUCAGGUCACUGCUGAAGACAUGAUCAAGCUCAUUUUGAAGCUUAGUUACUGAGACUCA